CCCCUCCCACCCCUGGGACCGGAUAUCCGGCGGGGAGCGGAAGCGGCCUCCCUUUCCCUGCGGAGCGCAGCCAUGGCUCGUGGACCCAAGAAGCACCUGAAGCGUGUUGCGGCUCCAAAGCAUUGGAUGCUGGACAAACUGACGGGGGUCUUUGCACCCCGACCGUCCACAGGACCCCACAAACUGAGGGAAUGCCUGCCACUCAUCAUCUUCCUCAGGAACAGGCUGAAGUAUGCCCUGACUGGUGAUGAGGUGAAGAAGAUCUGCAUGCAGCGGUUUAUCAAAAUAGACGGCAAAGUCCGCACGGACAUCACCUACCCUGCUGGCUUCAUGGAUGUGAUCAGCAUUGAGAAGACGGGUGAACACUUCCGCCUCGUCUAUGACACCAAGGGCCGGUUUGCUGUUCACCGAAUCACGCCAGAAGAGGCCAAGUACAAGCUGUGCAAGGUUAGGAAGAUCUUUGUGGGAACCAAGGGCAUUCCCCACCUUGUCACACACGACGCCCGGACCAUCCGCUACCCAGAUCCUCUCAUCAAGGUGAACGACACUAUCCAGAUUGACUUAGAGACGGGCAAGAUCACAGAUUUCAUCAAGUUUGAUACAGGCAACUUGUGCAUGGUGACUGGCGGGGCUAACUUGGGGCGUAUCGGUGUUAUCACCAAUCGGGAGAGGCAUCCCGGCUCCUUUGAUGUUGUCCAUGUGAAGGAUGCCAAUGGCAACAGCUUUGCCACCCGGCUGGCCAACAUCUUUGUUAUUGGCAAGGGUAACAAGCCUUGGAUCUCCCUGCCUCGUGGGAAGGGAAUCCGCCUCACCAUUGCUGAAGAGAGAGACAAGAGACUGGCAGCCAAGCAGAGCAGCGGCUGAGUCCCCGGAGCGCUGGUGAUGAGCCCCACCCAGAGCCCCCUUUUUGACAAAUAAAAACUGUUCCAAACUCGG
This is a messenger RNA of Sceloporus undulatus (fence lizard), 936 nucleotides long. RefSeq names its product 40S ribosomal protein S4. Gene Ontology annotation, cellular component: ribosome; cytosolic small ribosomal subunit. The transcript is spliced from 7 exons. The coding region runs from base 73 to 864 and encodes 263 amino acids. Gene Ontology annotation, biological process: translation. The record is from RefSeq and is a predicted model, not a curated record. Lineage: Eukaryota; Metazoa; Chordata; Lepidosauria; Squamata; Phrynosomatidae. Gene Ontology annotation, molecular function: RNA binding; structural constituent of ribosome.